AUGAGAUCAGUUAUUGGGACUGCUCUAAGGCCAUUGAGACCGUUGGGCUUUUCUCCCCAGAUAGUCUCGUUUAGCACAAGUCGUGCUAUUCUGCAAGAGAAAACCGAAAAGAAGAAGAAACCGGUGGAUUUUAAUCCUAGAAACCUUGGUAUUGCAUCUCAAAUCUACAUCCCGACGUCGUACAAAAAUUUGCCGAAUGUUUUUGCACAUCCUGUCACUUUCUUCAAUGCAUUGAUCAGAAGAGUGUACACGUUUGGACUUAACACUGUACAGGUUGGACUCUUCCGGUACCAAUCGGGUCUGAAACCGCAGUUCCUGCUGUGGAAAAACAAAGCGAUCGAAAUCUACGUGAAUGUGAACUCGGCGUUUGCACAACGCAAGCUCGAUGAGGUAAAACCAAGCGUAUCGUUGUGGGUAGAAGAGGCUCUGGAGGCUAGAUCUCGCCAGCUGCCUAGAUACGUGAAGCUGGAUUGGAAACUGGUCAAGUUCAACCAAGUGCCAAAACUGGUGUCUGUUCAGGCGAUGAUGAUACCCGGCAAGCCGCUGGAGAAUAUCCAACUUGUGUACAAGUUCGAUACGAUUCAGAGGCUGGUCAAACUGAAUAAGAAGACUAACGAGGCUGAAAAACUCGAUAGGAAUGUUGUUGACUACGUGGCGUUCAUUUGCGACGCUACGACCAACGACAUGGUGCUUCUGGGUUCUGUUUUCGAAAAUAAGCCACACGACAAGCUGCCUAAGAGCCACGAGGAUGACAACCAAGUUGCCAUACGGAGAAUGAAGACAAGUGGGGAUCUUUUCAGGCUCCCACCUCAGUAG
Torulaspora globosa is the source of this 816-nucleotide messenger RNA. RefSeq names its product Mba1p (gene MBA1). The transcript has a single exon. Gene Ontology annotation, biological process: protein insertion into mitochondrial inner membrane from matrix; inner mitochondrial membrane organization. The coding region runs from base 1 to 816 and encodes 271 amino acids. NCBI's taxonomy places the organism in Eukaryota, Fungi, Ascomycota, Saccharomycetes, Saccharomycetales, Saccharomycetaceae. Gene Ontology annotation, cellular component: mitochondrial inner membrane. Gene Ontology annotation, molecular function: ribosome binding. The record is from RefSeq and is a predicted model, not a curated record.